Caenorhabditis bovis is the source of this 3561-nucleotide messenger RNA. The record is from the annotation of a GenBank genome assembly. Lineage: Eukaryota; Metazoa; Nematoda; Chromadorea; Rhabditida; Rhabditidae.
AUGACGCAUUUCCUGAAAGCGAAUGUCCUAAUAAUGACCCAAAGCUUAAACAUUUCCGUCUAUAAAUUGCCGGAAACCAAUUCCAAACUAGUUUGUCAUAAAAAUUGUUACAAAGCUGGAUUCAUUUAUUAUGGCUUGGAAUUCGGCCAGGAAUGUUUCUGUGGCAACCAAAUUCGAAAUGCAACAAAUAUUGACGAUGCUCUCUGUACAACAUAUAAAUGUUCUGGGAGUGAUGAGUUUUGCGGAGGAUUCAACGCGAUUGAAAUUUUUCGAACCGGCUUAAAACAAGAAGUAUCGCUUUCAAAGCCAAAAUUUGAAAUCGACGAAAGCAAUAAAGUGAAAAAAGCAAAAAUCUUGUUUCUCCUUCAAUUGAAUGGUCGUAAUGAACGACAGGUCAAACGAUUUAUUAGGUCGAUCUAUUCCAAAAAUCAUUACUAUUACAUUCACGUUGACAAACGACAAAAAUUCAUGCACUCUGAAAUGACGAAAGUUGCGAAAAAAUUAGAAAACGUUGUGAUCUCACAGAAACGAUUCAGCACCAUAUGGGGCGGAGCUUCUUUGUUGGAAAUGUUUCUGGAAGUUAUUCGAGAAUCAUUGCAAAAUGAGAAUAUCAAUGAUUGGGAUUACAUUGUAAACUUCUCCGAAAGUGAUUUUCCGGUUUUGCCUUUCAAAGACUUUGAAAAUUUGAUAAAUGCUAAUAUCGGUUAUUCUUUCUUAGCCGCUCAUGGAUAUAAUACAGGAAGAUUCAUCCAAAAGCAAGGAUUCGAAUAUGUGUUCCUAGAAUGUGAAGAAAGAAUGUGGAGAAUCGGAAGACGAGAUUUUCCUUCAAAUUUGCGCAUUGAUGGGGGAUCCGAUUGGGUUGGAAUACAUCGAGACUUAGCAGAAUAUUCUGUUAGCAGUGAAGAAAUGCCGUCGAAACUUCGUAAAAUGUUCUCGAGUAUUUUAUUGCCACUGGAAAGCUUUUACCACACACUUUCACACAACAGCAAAUUUUGCGGAAAUGUGUUGUCCAGUAACCUGCGAUUGACUAAUUGGUACAGAAAACAGGGAUGUCGGUGUGAAGGAUUGAAGAAGGUCGUUGAUUGGUGUGGCUGCUCACCACUCGUUUUUCGCAAUGAUACUGUUUCAAAGUUUGAUAUGGAAAAAGCCCGAAAUAAACCAACAUACUUUGCUCGUAAAUUUGACAGUAUUAUCAAUAUCGAUGCAAUCGCUUCUGCCGAACUUCAAGCGGUCGGAGUUGACAGGAUCGAUGUGACUCAUCCUUCUUAUCAUUCGGCUUUCGUCAGUUUGUAUAAGCGAGAUAUCGAUGGAGAUGCUUCGCAUCUGUUCAAUUUUGCGAAAUCAAUAAAUAUUAUUUCGAAAACCGAUGCCGUUUUGAAAAGCUUGGCAAGAAUCGAUGUAUUCAAAGCGCAUUCGAAAUCCCCGUUUCAGAUUGUUUUGUCUACCGAAACUACUAUGGGAAAAUACGAAUAUUUGGUUCAAAGAGUUCCACAUUUCGAUAUUUUUCCGCACGAAGAUGUUGAUGGGUAUGUCCUCACUAAUAUCACAUAUGGAAGCCAAUUCGACUUGAAAGAAGAAGUUUGUAGAGAAUUUAUUGGAAUAAUUACAAAGAAUAGCACGGUUCAAUUGCGUCUUCUAUGGGUCCCUUCGGCUAUGAACAGGACUCCGCCACCCAAGAAAAUGGACAAAGUUAAAACCAGUCCAGAUGUCGUAGUUAGAUGGAGGAAUAGCGAAGAUGUGGUGAUAGCUACCAACGAUGUCAAGUCUUCCAGCAGCUCGUCAAAAUGCAAUGAAUAUUCUGCAGAUAUUUUUACUCCUAAGAAUUUGAAAAUUGGUUCAAUACAUUUCCCGGUGAUGGCUGAAGAUGAUCCCGAGUGCAAUUUGAAAAUGACUUCGAGAUUUUAUGACAAUGACAAACUUCAAAUCAUUUCUGAAUUCAAUAUGCUCGAUUUUCAAUGGAGAAUACACGCAAUCGGACAGCAAUUGGCAAAGUUCGGCUCCGAUGCACACAAAGGCAAAAUCACAUUAGAUCAAAUUGCUUCUGAAAUCAAUUGUAUGGAUUCGUUCAAUUUUCGACAUAUUCUCCCUCCUCCUAAAAUGGUGUUCACCGCUCCAUACGAGAAGCAGCCCGCAGUUCAAUAUACGGACAUUUAUCGCGACGACUUCAUUCAUGGAAACAUUUUUGGAUUGAUGAAAAAGGGCAAUAAAGUUCCACUUCACGACCAUCCAAACAUGAGCGGCGUCAUGAAAGUUAUCACUGGUUCAAUUUUGCUGCGCACUUACUCGAUAUUGCAAACAAUUCGAGAUGAAGGAAAUCCGUGGGGUCGAAAUGCGAUUGUUCGAUUUGAUGGAGAAAAAAUAAUUUCCAGUCGAGACCAGGUUCAUUCGACAUUUUUGGAUGCGCAGAGAGGCAACAUUCACGAAGUUAUUGCUCUUGAGGAUAAUUCUUAUUUUCUCGAUGUAUUCCUACCUGGCGACUACCCCAAAUACGUAAUGGAGCAAUUGAGGCAAAAGGGCUGGUCUUUAAACGAUAACAAUGUCGCAGAAUUAUUUGAUGCAAUUUUUCCGGAAAAUGCUUCUGUACUGGAAAAUACGCUUCUGAAUGAAGACAUUCGCGAUUUUGGGGAUCAAUGCAUUGUCAAUUUGCAUAAUAAAGAAAGCCGCAUCUAUAGUGGACCCUCUGUUCUUCAGAUUUCGAAAAUCAGAAAUGUGUGUAUUCCAAAAAUCCGGGAAGAUUUUGGAUCUUCACCUGAUUCUUCAACGAUUUUGCGCAUUUUCCUUACUGAUGGUCAUACAACAAUUUCGGCGAUUUCACUUGAAAAAAUUUCUGGAAUCAGCGCUGACACACCGCCUGGUACAAAAGUGCUGUUGAUUAGUGAAAUCCCAGUGGAAGGAAUUUUUCUCAUUUUAACGCCAGCAAAUACAAAAGUAUUUGGUGGAAAAGUUGCAAAAUUAAUAGAAAAAUGGAAUGUUGAAAGAAAUUCCAGUAGAGCUGCGGGAUUUUCGAUUAGUAAGAAUACAGGAGCUCCAAAAUGGAUUUCUUUUGGGCAAAAAGGAGCUGCUCAGCAGAAGAAAAACUUAUCCGCAAAUUUUAAAGCAAAUGAUGUCAUUCAAACAAAUAAAAAAGAAGACGAGCAAGACGAAUUUGCAAAGAACAGAGAACAAACUUUAAAAGACUUGCUUUCUGAAGAAGUUAAGCAGCAGAAAAAAGUGUUCAGUAGACCGAAUGUUGCUCUUCCUGAAGCGAAACCAGUAGCAGCGAAACUACCUAAAAUACCAAAGCAACCGAAGGAGGAAAAACCGAAGCGAAGACGAGGGCGAGAUAGUGUUGGCGAGGAGAUUGCUGAAUAUGUCAACAAACAAUCCGCAACGCCGAAACUUGCUGACUUUCUUGGCGAAAUGGUCGCGCCGUCAACUAAAAUUCCUUCACAAGGAUUGCCAACACACAAUGUCUCGCACCCGAUUGGCGAGUGGGUAAUUCAUGUCUGGCUCCAUGGCAGGACGGGCAAAUGUAUCCAGCCGUCAUUACAGAGAUAUACCCAAAUCGCAUGUGCUCAAUAA